AUGAUUGGGGUGACGAGUGAUUUACCUCUUCGUGGGCGGGACGGGGCGGGGGAUGAAACAUCGAAACCACCUACGCGAGAGGCAGGCGGUGGGGGAGAUGAUGGGAAGCGCCAAACAAAGGAUUGGACGUUUGCUUCCUCCCUCCCUGCACCUCUUGAUGUAUCGGGGACGGAGGGGGAUACAAACCGCCAGACAAAGGAUUGGACGUUUGCUUCGUCCAUCCCUUUGACGGUUGGUCCUGAGGAGGUGGGGAAGAAGGCGAUGAGUUCUGGAGGAGUUGGAGAGGGGCAGAGGGAGUCGAUUGCGGAGGGGUUGAUUGAUUUGGAUAUGAGUUUAUCAACCUCCCCGCAAGUAUCAUCCCAGUAUCCCCAAAGCCGCGCAUCGACAGCAGAGUCGUUGAUCGAUUUGGAUAUGAGUCUCUCCCCCUCCCCUCCCUCCCGCCGUUGCAGAAAUAUCACACCCCAAGUCGUGUUUCCAUAG
Messenger RNA from Pseudogymnoascus destructans, 480 nucleotides. RefSeq lists its product as uncharacterized. Lineage: Eukaryota; Fungi; Ascomycota; Leotiomycetes; Thelebolales; Thelebolaceae. Bases 1 to 480 code for a protein of 159 amino acids. The record is from RefSeq and is a predicted model, not a curated record. The transcript has a single exon.